GCGCAGCGCCGCGUGACGUCACGGCCGCCGCCGCCGCCAUGGCCGCCCGCAGGGCGCUGCACUUCGUCUUCAAAGUGGGAGACCGGGCCCGCACGGCGCGGUUCUACCGGGAGCUGCUCGGCAUGAGGGUGCUGCGGCACGAGGAGUUCGAGGAGGGCUGCAAGGCCACCUGCAACGGCCCUUAUGAUGGAAAGUGGAGCAAGACCAUGGUGGGCUAUGGACCAGAGGACAAUCACUUUGUGGUAGAGCUGACUUACAAUUAUGGCAUUGGGGAAUAUCGCCUGGGCAACGACUUCCUGGGCAUCACUCUGGUGUCCAGCCAGGCUGUGAGCAAUGCCAAGAAGAUGGGCUGGCCUCUCAAAGAGGUCACCUCUGGUGUCUUUGAAACUGAAGCCCCAGGAGGAUACAAGUUCUACCUGGAAGACAAGGAACAGCUCAGGCAAGAUCCUGUGUGGAAGGUAACCCUGGGUGUCUCAAACCUGCAGAAGUCUGUGAGCUACUGGUCUGGCUUGCUUGGGAUGAAAAUAUAUGAGAAGGAUGAGGAGAAACAAAGAGCUUUGCUGGGCUAUGCUGAUAACCAGUGCAAGCUGGAGCUGAGGGCUGUAGGAGGGGCAGUGGAUCACGGGACAGCGUUCGGCCGCGUCGCCUUCUCCUGCGCCAAGGACGAGCUGCCAAGCAUUGAAGCCCUGAUGAAAAAGGAGAACCAGAAGAUUCUGACACCUCUGGUCAGCUUGGACACGCCUGGCAAAGCCACGGUGCAGGUGGUGAUUCUGGCUGAUCCUGAUGGCCAUGAAGUCUGCUUUGUGGGAGAUGAAGCCUUCAGAGAGCUGUCCCAGGUGGACCCUAAUGGUGACAAGCUGUUGGAUGAUGCCAUGGCUGCAGACAACAGUGACCAGUGGUUUGCUGAGCACAACAGGAAGAAAGUUUCAGCUUAGCUGGAGGAAUGGCCUGGGCUGCUCCUGCGGGCCUUGGAGCUCUUCCAAGAAGAUGCCAAUCCUGUUCCAUGCUGCCUUCCCAACCAGAGGCUGCUGGGAUGUCCCUUGGUGGAAUUUUGGGUUGAUUUAAGCUGAUCUCUCUCUGCCUUUCACAUCUCCUUCCAAAAUCUGGGGUUGUGCAGCAAAGGAGCAGCUGGCUUCAAAACCAGGGAUCAUCAGUCAAGGAAACCUCACAUUUGUGUUGUUGUACUUGAAAGAAAGGUGAAUGGAUAUGUUAUUUUCUGAUUAAUAAUUUUCUGAUUAAUUUGCUUUAGCUGCCCUUUGUUUGCAGGCUAGAGAGGAGAUUUUGAGGGAGCUGUGGCUGCUCCCCCUCUCCAGUGGGGUGUGGGGUGUGUCCCUGUCUUGGGAACAAAGAAACGAUCUUGCCAAACAAACUGUGUGAGUGCUCCAUCCUUGUUUUCAUCCCGAGGUGUUUCCCUGAAUUCCAAGGGGAAAUUUGGCUUGAGAGGCCCCUGGGGUGUUUCUCACUGGGAUCGUGCUCCUUCUCCAGGAGAUUUCCACCUUCCAGGAGGGAGCUGAGGCUGGGCUUUGGGGUUUGCAGCUGCACUGUCUGCUCAGGUACCAAGGGCAGCUUGAAAUAAGUUUUGCAGUUAGGUUUUGGUAAGAAACUUUGGAAAUAACAUUUCAGAGUUUGUUCUGUUGGAAUGAAGUCGCUCUGCUUUUGCUGGGAAUGCAAGGAAUCAUUCCAGGCAUUCCAGUUUUGUGCUGACUGCUCAUUUUCCUGAUGAAAACUUUUUAAAUAAAAUACCUUAAAUCAGCUUUUCA
This is a messenger RNA of Serinus canaria (Common canary), 1760 nucleotides long. RefSeq names its product glyoxalase domain containing 4 (gene GLOD4). Bases 39 to 935 code for a protein of 298 amino acids. The transcript is spliced from 9 exons. The record is from RefSeq and is a predicted model, not a curated record. Lineage: Eukaryota; Metazoa; Chordata; Aves; Passeriformes; Fringillidae.